AUGGUUCAAAAGAAGAGAUAUGAGGAGACAUCCUCACUGCACCCUUUCGCCAGAGUCUUACGUCAUGACUACAAACCAUCACCAAUCCAGGCUGUGCUGGCACCAAAGACCAACGGCAAAUAUCCCAGUACUGGCAGCCUGGAUGGAAACACUUCUUCCAGGGGGCAGGGCUUGGGGGACGUGACCCCGCCCCUUGCGGACGCCGAAUCCGACGCCGCGCAGCGAUUGGUGGGACGUUGGCGGGGGAAGCGGAGGUGGGGCAGCUGGUCUCGAGCUCUGGUCCAGGUCCAGAUCCGGAUCCGGCUGCUUCUCUACCUUGGACUCCGGGUUCCCUGGAGGAGAUACCUCCUCCUCCUCCUUCCGGGGUGCUGGCCAACACUUGGAUGCCUGUACUGUCUUCUUCAGCAUUACCAUGCACCCUUGGCUUGCCUAGACCUGGGUGCUCUUCUUCCAUCUUUUCACCCCUCCAUAUUUAGGAAGGGAAUUCCAGCUUUCAAGAUUACUCAGCUUUCCAGAACAAUGCUACGGAAAAAACGACGGUUAUCAGAGUCAAAGGCCAGCCAGAGUCAACCCAAGUUCGAUUCCUUGGGGGAUCAUCCACUUGCCUCACCCCGUAGUCCUGCUCCAGAGUACAGUAUCUAUUUCACUCACCAGAAAAGCAGCGGUUCCCGACUGGGACCUGAGUUUUUUGACCAGCCUGCAAUCACCCUGGCCCGGGCCUUUCUCGGACAGAUUCUGGUCCGGAGACUUCCUGAUGGCACUGAAGUUCGAGGUCGGGUGGUGGAAACAGAGGCAUACUUGGGAGCUGAGGAUGAGGCAGCACACUCCAGGGGGGGAAGGCAGACACCUCGCAACAAAGGCAUGUUCAUGAAGCCAGGCACCCUGUAUGUGUACAUCAUCUAUGGCAUGUACUUCUGCAUGAACGUCUCCAGCCAAGGUGAAGGGGCAUGCAUCCUUCUUCGUUCCUUGGAGCCAGUGGGAGGCCUGGAGACGAUGCGGCAGCUUCGUAACGCCCACCGUAAAGGAGCUGCCAGGGCCCUCAAGGACCGGGAACUUUGCAAUGGCCCCUCUAAGCUAUGUCAAGCCCUGGCCAUUGACAAGAGCUUUGACCAAAAGGACUUGGCAGAAGAAGAGGCCAUUUGGCUGGAGCAGGGCCCUGAAAGGCCAGGAGAACAUGGCGUGGUGGCAGCAGCCAGAAUUGGUAUCAACUAUGCUGGAGAGUGGGCCCUAAAGCCACUCAGAUUCUAUAUCCAAGGCAACCCUUAUGUCAGUGUGGUAGAUCGAAAGGUGGAACAGCAAAUGCAGGCCAGUGGCUAGGGAAGCCCAGCAGCUGCUGCUGCUGAAUUCAGUGCUUGCUGGCUGAGCCCCUGCUGUGUCAAUGUCAUGGCUUGGCUAGGCUCCAGCAAAGA
Dromiciops gliroides (monito del monte) is the source of this 1409-nucleotide messenger RNA. It is a transcript of the gene MPG, whose product is annotated as N-methylpurine DNA glycosylase. The transcript has 7 exons. The record is from RefSeq and is a predicted model, not a curated record. Lineage: Eukaryota; Metazoa; Chordata; Mammalia; Microbiotheria; Microbiotheriidae. The coding region runs from base 1 to 1317 and encodes 438 amino acids. Gene Ontology annotation, biological process: base-excision repair. Gene Ontology annotation, molecular function: DNA binding; alkylbase DNA N-glycosylase activity.